This is a messenger RNA of Gorilla gorilla gorilla (western lowland gorilla), 728 nucleotides long. RefSeq lists its product as uncharacterized. The record is from RefSeq and is a predicted model, not a curated record. The coding region runs from base 1 to 693 and encodes 230 amino acids. The transcript has a single exon. NCBI's taxonomy places the organism in Eukaryota, Metazoa, Chordata, Mammalia, Primates, Hominidae.
AUGUCUGCAGAGAGAUGGAUGGAUGGAUGGAUGGAUGUAUGGAUGGAUGGAUGGAUGGAUGGAUGGGUUGGGGGGUGGGGGUGGAUGGAUAGAUGGAUGGAUGGAUGGAUGGAUGGACGGACGGAUGGGGUGGGGGAAGGAAGGAAAGAAGGGAGAAAGGAGGGAAUACUGGCUCCAUCUUUGAGAGCUCUGGUGGGCAGGGCAGAAACAGGCCACAGUGCUCAACCCGGACACCCUCACGAAGGGUCGCAAGUCACUCUUGUGGCUCAGAUUGCUCUUAGGACCUGGAUGGACAGACCAGAAUCAGGGUCCCCUCCUUCACCCCCAAGUUCCUUACUGUUCCCCCAAGCCUGGGAGCGGUCUAUCCCCCAACCCUGCCAUCUCCCUUACUCAUCCCUCUUCCACACCUUCCCCUUUCUAGCCCCCUCUGCCCUACCUGUCUUUCCUGAGUGUUUGAGGGGAGAGAGAGACCCACAUCUCCCCAAAGAGAUGAGCUUUUGGGGCACAACAUCCCACCGUAGGCCCCCUCACCCGACAACACCUCCUACCUGGCCCCUUGCCAAAUCCCAAGCAGAAUUAGCAACAGGAAAAGCAGAGCCCCAGGAGAGACACUCUACUAUAUAUACUCUUCUAUAUAUUCUGUUUCUAUUGUAUAUUCACUCUGUACAUGUGGGUGUAAAUGCUGUUAAAUGACAAACCCAAUAUUAUACUGUGGCUGGUGGACUAUU